Messenger RNA from Linum trigynum, 3032 nucleotides. The record is from the annotation of a GenBank genome assembly. Lineage: Eukaryota; Viridiplantae; Streptophyta; Magnoliopsida; Malpighiales; Linaceae.
AUAGCACCCAAAAUGAAUCUCAAUCUCGAUCCCUAUAAAAUAAAUCGAUAUUCAAUAAUACCAAAUAGUGAUAAAUUCGGUAUGUAUUUGGUAUAAUCCCAAAUACCAGUACCAAACUUACAGCAGUAAAAGGAAACUACAAAAAUACAAUGUACAAGCCUUCCUUCGCGAGGCUAACACUACCUAAAUAUCUACAAACUAUAUACAAACUAACACCUGCUAACUUCUACUAACCAAUUUACACUAUUUGACUAUAGAAACAAUUGAGCACAAACAUCACCCAACCGAGAGUUCCCUUGCCUUGCCAAUUCCAAAAUCCUCAUUACUGAUCUAACAAUCUCAUUAUGCUGUUGUUGUUUCCCAUCAUGAGCCGUAGCACACCUCUCACGCCAUAGAAGACUAAACAACAAAUUCCAUAUCAGUUUCCUCGCACGCUCUUUUGGUCUGUUACCUGCAAACUUGUGAACUGCCCAGUUGAGAUAUGCCUCAAACUGAGUGAAUCUGAAAGAGCACGGAUUUAGGUGUGCGAUUGAGGAUCGUGAUUGGUAUGAGAAUUAGGGAUUUGGGUGAGGUAGAAUUUGAGAAUUGGGGUUGAGAGAGGAGGAAUCCGGUCACCGGGAUGGUGGCCGACGGGUGGGAGAGGGGAGAGGAGUUCGACAAUGAGAGAGAGAGGGAAAGCUUUAGGGAAUAAUUCUGUUUGUUAUUGCUUAACCCUAGGUUAGGCCUAACACAGAAUAUAUAUAAUCCGACUAAUUCCCUAUAACUACUCAAAGACUUAACCUAACCGAUUUAACCCCAAAUAAUCCCGAAAUAGCCAACAUAACAUAAAACGUCCAAAUAUAGAGUUGAGUGGGCCUUUCUUCUUGCAGUUUUGGAUAAAAUGGGAUUCAGCUCUGUCUGGAGAGAUUGGAUCCAUGAAUGUCUCAGAUCAUCGUCGUUUUCUAUUCUAAUGAAUGGGAAUCCCUCUGGUUAUUUCUCUCCGACUAGAGGACUACGUCAAGGCGAUCCCCUCUCCCCUUUGCUAUUUGUUAUCUGCACUGAGGGGUUUGCGGCUUUGAUUCGGCAAGCCAUUUCUGAGAAGAGACUGGAGGGGGUAAAGGUAGCUCCUCGUGCUCCCAGGAUCUCUCACCUUUUCUUUGCCGAUGACUCCUACUUAUUCCUUCGAGGCACUCUUCAGGAAUGUGAAAACCUGAUAACAAUCUUGAAUGAAAAUGAGGAACUCAGUGGCCAGAGGGUGAACUUGGGGAAGUCAGCGGUUUGCUUUAGUAAGAACGUUUCUUUGCCAGAUCAAGAGUUCCUCGCCCAGAUUCUGGGGGUUGGGGCGGUUGGAGUGCAUGAUAAAUAUCUAGGGCUGCCUACCCUAAUAGCUCGCUCAAAGAUGGCUACCUUUCGAUAUCUGGAGGAGAAAUUGUUGGAACGGCUGCAGGGGUGGAAGCAGCGCACGCUUUCUUGGGAUGCCAAGGAGACUUUGAUUAAAUCAAUAGCGUUAGCUUUGCCACUGCAUGUCAUGUCCUGUUUCAGGCUCCCGCUUUCCCUGUGUCGUCUUCUUGACAGGCACGUGGCUCGCUUCUGGUGGGUAGUUGAGGAUGGGCACUCCAGAAUUCGGUGGAUCUCUUGGCGUAACAUGUGCAGAAGUAAACAUGAGGGGGGAAUGGGCUUUCGCCGUUUUGAACAGUUUAAUCAGGCCCUCUUGGCAAAAAUUGGAUGGCGUAUCCUUACUGAUCCGGAUUCCUUGUUAGCCCAGGUGUACAAAGGGAAAUAUUUUCCGAAUACUUCCUUCCUUUCGGCUACGGCUAGAUCCCGUCCGUCUUGGGGCUGGCAAAGUGUCCUUUAUGGUCGUCAGCUGCUGGAGAAGGGGUUACGUUGGCAGAUCGGGAAUGGGCAAACUGCUUCUCUCCUACACUCUAAUUGGAUUCCGCAGGUGCAUCCCUGGCCAGUGCGGUUUAACCCCCGGGUGCUGCCUGUAGGGGGGGACCCUACUGAGUUUGAAGUAAUCAGCCUGGAGGGCGGGUGCUGGGUGGAGGAUAAGCUUACUCAGUGGUUUGACCCGGAUACGUGUAGUGCAAUUAGAGCUAUUCCCCUGCCGCGGUAGAAUUUAGAGGAUAGACUGAUCUGGCAUGCCACGACUGAUGGGUUGUUCACUGUGAAGUCAGCUUAUCAUUUAGCAGUUUCAAUAGAGAGAAGUAAUGGUCGUUGCGCCAGUUGGCAAGUUGGAUGGACAAACCUAGCUGGAUACGCCUUUGGGAGGCUAAUCUCCCACCUAAGUUGAAGGUCUUCUGCUGGCAAAUCUUUAAUAGAAUCCUCCCAACCACAGAAGCUCUUCGGGAGAAAGGGGUGGAGGUUCUUCCUCGGUGCCCGGUCUGCUGGGCAGAAUCUGAGACCAUGGAACAUUUGUUUCUGGAUUGUCGAGUGGCGCGUGCGCUUUGGGAUUUAUCGGGGUUGGAUUAUCUCGGCCAAGGGUUGCCUCGACAUACGUUUCCUUUUUUCCUCAAAAGAUUAAUGACCCUAGUGCACCAGGCCCCUCUAUUUAUGAAAAUUGUGGUUGUCCUUUGGAGGAUUUGGCGAUCUAGAAACUGGGUAGUCUUUGAGGGCAAGCAGUUUGGGAUCCCGUCCUUGAUGCGACAAUUUAAUCAACCGUUUGAGGAAUGGGUUAGCCUGCCUGUCGAUCGUCCCCAACCGUUAUAUGCUCCUCUGCCAGGUCCCUAGUCGUCGGAUUCCACUAGGCGGGCUUCGUGUAUAUGGGAUGGGGCGACUAGGUCCGGUUCUCAUUCGGCGGGUGGGAUGGUGGUGGUGGAUGCUAAUGGAGAUCCGAUCUUGGCUGCAGGAUUUCAGAUUCCUCAUAUUGAUAAUCCUCCAGUUGUCGAGUUGUUGGUGCUUCGUGAGGCCAAUUAGGUGGUGCCUGAACUUGGGAUUUACAGAGAUGCGAUUUGAAGGCGACGCCAAAGUCAUUAUUGAUAAACUUAAUAGGGCGGAUGCGAGUGAUAGCCAGAUGGGCGUGAUUCUUCAAGAAGUUAUAAAUAUUUUAGCUGUCC